Messenger RNA from Trypanosoma rangeli, 531 nucleotides. RefSeq names its product putative solute carrier family 12 member 9-like. The transcript has a single exon. Bases 1 to 531 code for a protein of 176 amino acids. NCBI's taxonomy places the organism in Eukaryota, Euglenozoa, Kinetoplastea, Trypanosomatida, Trypanosomatidae. The record is from RefSeq and is a predicted model, not a curated record.
AUGUCAAUAACUUUGCCCGUGACUGUGACUCACAACGACUUCAUCUUUGUGGUGGCGAGGCGGACAUGGGAUGAGGUGUUCCUUCCCGUUUCAAUCUCUAUUUUCGGUGUGGUAGUCGUUUUCUGUUUUGUCCUUUUUUUUUUUUUGCCGUGGAUUAUUGGUGAGUGUGGACUUUGGUUGUCUCUUGUGGGCAUUGCGUUUUGCUGUUGCCCUUUUGUUACGCUGUUUGUGGUGCACCGCCACAUUGCUUGGCGAAUCGGAGGACCGGAUCUUGUUGGGUACCGUGACAAGACAGAGUUCUGCUGCAUCUUACGUGAUGCGGUGCAUGCCUUUAUGGGCGUGGUUAUUGCACGGAGUAUCGAUCUGCUGGACACCGAGGGUCUUGAGAUGAAGGGAAAAGAACGGAAGUGGUUUAUUAUUGAUCUGUGGCCUCCUGACAAGGGCGACGUUGCUCUUUUCCUCAUAGCGUACUGCCUGCGUCUGGCGCACGCCUGCAAAAAGUGCGCGGUUGCUCGUGUGGUCUCCGUGUAA